CGGGGAGUACUAUCGAUAUCAUUGAUUGUUUAUUGUCAACUGUUAUCGGUGUAGCUUUCAGCUAAAUCAGCUUGCAUAACAAAUUGAACACAAAUAAUUAAGUGCUCCUGCUUAUCAGCUCACCUGUCCAGCGGUGGAUGAUAAGCAACGUAAAUAAAUACGUAUGCAAAUGGAGUAAGACGACACAGUAUCACUUUUCGAACGAUUGGUGAUCCAAGAUGAAGUACGUUUUGUUAUUUUCGUUGGCCAUUGGCCUCGUGUGUCACGUGAGUGCCAGCCGAAUCCCUCGUCUGGUUUCGCAGUUCCAAGAGCAGGAAGUGUUGCAGUACUUGGAGGAUAUUGAGGCCGAAAUUUUAGCCCGGCGUAACGCAGCCAGUGAGGCCAACUGGGCGUACGAUUCGAACAUUACGGACGACAACUUGGAUGUUAAAAAUGAAGUUGCAACUGAAAAUGCCGCCUUCUUCAAGAAAAUUUCGGAAUACCUCGCCCAGUUCGAUUACGAGAGCUUUGAGGAUGAGAAUUUGAAGCGUCGAGUGAAGAAACUGGUCGGUUUGGGCUAUUCGGCGCUGCCGGAGCAAAAGUUCACCACGAUGCUGGAUGCAAUUAACAACAUGAAGGAAAAUUAUGCUAAAAUUAAGGUGUGUGACUAUCACGAUCGUAGCAAAUGUGAUUUGGCAUUGGAACCGGAGCUGACGGAAAUCAUGGCUAACAGCCGGGAUUCGGAGGAACUAAAAUAUUACUGGCAGCAAUGGUACGAUGCUGCUGGGGCACCAACGAGAGAAGACUUCCAAACAUACGUUGAUCUCAAUGGAGAAGCGGCCUUGCUGAACAACUAUGAAUCUGGAGCUGAAUCUUGGCUGAGCGCUUACGAGGACGAUACGUUCGAGCAACAAGUCGAUGCGGUGAUUGAGGAACUGAGACCAUUCUAUGAGCAGAUCCAUGGAUACGUUCGGUACAAGCUGCGAGAGUACUAUGGCGAAGAUGUGGUGUCGGAGAAGGGACCGAUUCCGAUGCAUUUGCUCGGUAAUAUGUGGGCUCAAGGAUGGGGAAACAUUGCCGAUAUCACUAGUCCAUUUGGUGACCGUCAGUUGCUCGACGUAACAGAAGAGAUGGUGCGCCAGGGAUACAACCCUAUCCAGAUGUUCGAGAUGGGCGAUCUCUUUUUCCAGUCACUGAACAUGACUAAACUGCCUCAAACUUUCUGGGAGAAAAGUAUCCUCGAGAAACCGGACGAUGGACGGGAUCUAAUUUGUCAUGCCAGUGCAUGGGAUUUCUCGAAACCGGAUGACGUGCGCAUUAAGCAGUGUACCCGAGUGACGAUGGAGCAGUUCUUCACGGUUCAUCACGAGCUGGGCCAUAUUCAGUAUUAUUUGCAAUAUCAACACUUGCCCAGUGUCUACCGCUCGGGAGCUAAUCCGGGCUUCCAUGAAGCCGUUGGUGAUGUUCUUUCCUUGUCCGUUUCCACUCCAAAACAUCUCGAGAAGAUUGGUCUGCUGAAGGACUUUGUGCUGGACGAGGAAUCUAAGCUCAAUCAAUUCUACCGCUCUGCGUUGACAAAGCUAGCAUUUUUGCCGUUCGCUUACACCAUCGACAAGUACCGAUGGGGCAUCUUCCGUGGUGAUAUUAAGCCUGAGGAGAUCAUUCCGGUGGUGUUGCUAGUUUUUGGUCUAGUGUGUGCUGUUUUCGGUGCUAAACUCCAGACGUCACGGUCUGCCAGCGAGAAGGAGCUCGAGGCUCGGCAAUACGUAGAGCAGAUCGAUGAAGAAAUUUUAUCCCGUCGGAAUGUCGGCACAGAAGCCGAAUGGGCUUACGAGUCUAACAUCAACGAGGACAAUUUGUUGGUAAAAAAUGACAUUGCGGCAGCGAAUGCUGUUUUUAUGAAAGAAGUAGCGAAUACACUGAAAAAGUACGACUACGAAAACUUCAGCGAUGAGGAUCUGAAACGUAAAAUCCGAAAACUUACCAAGCUAGGAUACUCCGUACUGCCGGAGGACACAUUUGCCGAAAUGCUGGAUGCUAUCAAUCGAAUGCAGGACAACUACGCUAAGGUAAAGGUGUGUGAUUACCGCAAUGGUAGCAAAUGUGAUUUGGCAUUGGAACCGGAGCUGACGGAGAUCAUUGCUAACAGCCGUGACCCUGAGGAGCUGAAGUACUACUGGAAGCAGUGGUAUGAUGCUGCUGGUGCACCAACGAGAGAAGAUUUCCAAAAAUACGUUGACCUUAACGGAGAAGCGGCAAGGAUGAACAAUUAUGCGUCUGGUGCGGAAUAUUGGUUGAGUGCGUACGAGGACGACACGUUCGAGGAACAGGUGGAUGCCGUUAUUGAGGAGCUGCGUCCACUUUACGAGCAGAUUCAUGCUAAUGUGCGACAUCAGCUGCGGAAGUAUUACGGUAACGAAGUGGUAUCGGAGAAGGGACCAAUUCCGAUGCAUUUACUCGGCAACAUGUGGGCACAGGAUUGGGCUGGUGUGGCCGACAUUACCAGUCCGUACCCUGACCGUCAGCUGCUGGAUGUAACCGAAGAGAUGGGCCGUCAAGGAUACACGCCGAUACAGAUGUUCGAGAUGGGCGAUGAGUUCUUCCAAUCGCUGAACAUGACCAAGGUACCGGCUUCCUUCUGGGAGAAGAGUAUCCUCGAGAAACCGGACGAUGGUAGAGAAUUGGUUUGUCAUGCCAGUGCUUGGGAGUUCUCUAAAACUGAUGACGUGCGCAUUAAGCAAUGUACCCGAGUGACGAUGGAUCAAUUCUUUACGGCUCAUCACGAGCUGGGCCAUGUGCAGUACUUCUUGCAGUAUCAGCAUCUACCAAGCAUGUAUCGUGAUGGAGCGAAUCCUGGAUUCCAUGAGGCAGUCGGUGAUGUUCUUUCCUUGUCGGUUUCCACUCCGAAGCAUUUGGAGAAGAUUGGCCUGCUGAAGGACUUUGUGCUGGACGAGGAAUCUAAGCUCAACCAAUUCUAUGGAUCUGCGUUGAACAAGUUGGUAUUUCUACCCUUUGCCUACACGCUGGAUAAAUACCGUUGGGGCAUAUUCCGCGGGGAAAUUAAGCCUGAAGAAUACAACUGCAAAUUCUGGGAAAUGCGCUCGAAGUACUCCGGUGUAGAGCCUCCGGUAGUUCGUUCGGAAGAUGAUUUGGAUGCACCAGCUAAAUACCACGUGUCAGCCGAUGUUGAGUAUCUGCGAUACUUCGUUUCGUUCAUUAUUCAGUUCCAGUUCCACCGGUCUGCUUGUGAAAAGGCUGGAGAAUAUGUAAAGGGUGAUCCGGUGAAGACACUGAACGAUUGUGACAUCUACGAGAGUGCUGAGGCGGGUAAUGCUCUCAAGGCAAUGUUGGAGCUGGGAUCAUCGAAACCGUGGCCAGAUGCAAUGGAGGUUCUCACUGGAGUACGGCGUAUGAGUGCUGAUGCUCUGCUUGAGUAUUUCCAACCGCUGUACGAUUGGUUGGUGGUAGAAAACGAACGCAUUGGAGCACAUGUCGGAUGGGAAGAAACUAAAACACAUGUACGAUAACAACGUUGCGCAAUGCUAGAGCUGCUGAUAAAGUGCACCAUCGGUGCAGUGUUCGUGCUACAAUCGAUUCAUUGUGAGGCAGAUCCACAGCUUAAUCUGCCACCUUUGGCACCGCCGGGCCUUGAAGGGCGUCGUCCAGUGACGUUUCCGAACGGGGAUGGAUCUCCAACGCGUGUCCCCCUGGGUGUCAAUGGUGUGGUGAGUGGCGAUGGAAGUAGUGUGUACGAUCGUAGUAGAAGCGAACGGUUCGGUCCACCUUACGAUGGUGACGAUGAGGAGGAGGACGAACGACCGAACUAUCCGGCCCAACAGCAAGGUCGUGCGAAUAGUGACUACGAUAGAAGAACCGGACCAGAUUCGCCCUAUUCCUAUAAUGAUCGCAACAGGUACGGCGGUGGACGUGACUUUGACCCAUCGCGUAAUUUCAACCGAGAAAGGUAUCCGGGCGAUCGGAGCCCUAAUCCAGCCGUGUCCGAUGUAGACAAUCCAUUGCUGUAUCGGGAUGGUGGUGAUCGCAAUCGGAACAGCUACGUGUCGGAUGUAGAAAAUCCACUACUCUAUCGCGAUCGUACACCGUACAAUCCGAACCGUGAUGAUGAAAACGAUCGUAAUCGGUACAAUCCCAACGCACGCCCAUACAAUCCCAACGAUCCUGGUUUCGGAGGACGCACUUCCGACCCCAACAACCGUGAACCAGGUUUUCGCCAGGAUCCCAACUAUCGCGAUCAAGGCUUUCGGGAUCCAAAUCAACGUUUCCCGAACGAUGAUCCAGCCUAUCGCGAUCGUAACCGGUUUUCAGACGAUCCUAACUAUCGUGACCCUUAUCGCAGCCCGGAAGAGGAACGGUUCCGCAUCGAGAACGAGCGUCGGUUUCGGGCGGAAACGGAAAAGUUGCGCUCGUUCCUUUCCGAGAUCGAUCGGAAAAGCUCGCUCGAGUGUUCGCUGAAUGUGGCGGCACAGUGGAACUUUGAGACAAACAUCAACGAUGCAACGCAGGUCGAAGCGCUUGCCGCUCAACAAAGGUACAACGAUUUCCAGCGCUUGUUGUGGGAUCAAAUGCGUCGCAUUGACCAGACGAAAAUAUUCGACGACAAACUUUAUCGCCAGGUGCGGCUCAUGUCAAUAAUCGGCCCAAGUGCACUGCCACCAGAUCAACUCGACAGGUACAAUAGAAUCGUAAAUGAUAUGUUGGCCAUCUUUAACGGUGCCGCCAUCUGUGCGUACGAGCAACCGUUCGAGUGCGGUUUACGGCUGCAACCCCACCUGAAAGAUAUAAUGGCGAAGAGUCGAGAUUGGAACGAGCUGCAGUAUACUUGGCUCGAGUGGCGUCGUAAAUCUGGUCGAAAUAUGCGAGAUCUGUUCGAACAGUUGGUUGAUCUUACAAACGAUGCAGGGCGUGUUAAUAACUUUACGGACGCUGCUGCCUAUUGGACAUUUCCGUACGAGUCGCGCAAUUUCCGCGAAGAAAUGGAACAAGUGUGGCGUGAAAUACUGCCCCUCUACGAGAUGAUUCAUGCGUACGUGCGUCGCAAGUUGCGCGAAUUCUAUGGUCCGGAUAAGAUCAACAAAAAUGCACCCCUUCCGGAUCACAUACUCGGUGACAUGUACGGGCAGAGCUGGCAGAACAUACUGGACAUCGUCAUCCCGUACCCGGGCCGUAGCUUCCUGGAGGUUACGCCGGAAAUGCAGAAGCAGGGAUAUAAUCCACUGGUAAUGUUCCAGAUUGCGGAAGAAUUUUUCGUCUCCAUGAACAUGUCUGCCAUGCCGCCCGACUUCUGGGCCUCGUCAAUACUAACGCAACCACCAAAUAGACCGAUCCUCUGUCAACCAUCUUCCUGGGACUUCUGUACCGGGAAGGAUUAUCGCGUCAAGAUGUGUACGCAAGUUACGCACAAGGAUUUCAUUACCGUGCAUCACGAGCUGGCGCACAUACAGUACUUCCUGAACUAUCGCAACAAUCCGAAAGUGUUCCGAGAUGGAGCAAAUCCGGGUUUCCAUGAAGCGAUCGGUGAUGCAAUCUCGCUUUCCGUCGCUUCGCCCAAGCAUCUGCAAAAUCUGGGCCUGGUCCAGAAGUCCGUCGAUGAUACGGCGCACGACAUUAAUUUCCUGUUUUCACUGGCGAUGGAAAAGGUAGUUUUUCUACCAUUUGCCCUCGCCCUUGAAGCCUGGCGGUAUGACGUCUUCAGCAAGCGCGUCCGUAAGGAGCAGUACAACUGCCACUGGUGGUUGUUAAGGGAGGAGUAUGGCGGUGUUAAACCACCGGUGCUUCGGUCCGAACUUGACUUUGACCCUGGUGCAAAGUACCACGUGGCAGCGAACAUCCCUUACAUCAAGUGA
Anopheles funestus (African malaria mosquito) is the source of this 5843-nucleotide messenger RNA. RefSeq lists its product as uncharacterized. The transcript has 16 exons. Gene Ontology annotation, molecular function: peptidyl-dipeptidase activity; metallopeptidase activity. Gene Ontology annotation, cellular component: plasma membrane. The record is from RefSeq and is a predicted model, not a curated record. Lineage: Eukaryota; Metazoa; Arthropoda; Insecta; Diptera; Culicidae. Gene Ontology annotation, biological process: proteolysis.